AUUUACCAGACUUGUUAUGUAUAUUGUUAGAUAAUGGAUUAUUAGGAAUUUGCAGUAUAAUUGAGCUUAAAAAUCUAUUUGAAAAUGAAUGAAAAUGGGAAUGAAUAUUUUACUACCUUUAAAUUUAUAUUAUUAUCUCAUCAGUUAAUAUUUUCAAAUUUAAGUUGUUAAAAUAUUCGGGCAUCUUCUGUUAGUAAAUUAUAUUCAUGUGUUGCAGCUAUGGUUGAAAUUUUGGAAAGUAAGAAUACCUUAAACAGUUUAGAUUAUGUUCUAGCAGGAGGUGGAUCAGGUUGUAUUACCCGAGCGUUAAGUCAACCACUUGAUGUUUUAAAAAUAAGAUUUCAGCUGCAAGUUGAACCUAUAUCUACUGUAGCAGUUUCAAAAUAUAAAUCUAUACCUCAAGCUGUAGCCCUUAUACUCCGUGAAGAAGGCCUGAAAGCUUUUUGGAAAGGUCACAUACCUGCACAAUGGUUAUCUAUUACAUAUGGAAUGGUACAAUUUUCUACAUUUGAACUUUUGGUGAAGAAAGCUAAAUCACUGGAUUUUGAAAAAAACUAUUCAUAUUUGAUAAAUUUUAUGAGUGGAGCAGUUGCAGGUUCUACUGCAACAUUAUUGUCCUUUCCAUUUGAUGUAAUUAGAACCAGACUAGUUGCUCAAAGUGAGCAGAAGAUGAUAUACAAAGGAAUUAUCCAUUCUUGUCAAGUUAUUUUGAAAAAUGAAAAACCUAUUACCUUAUUUAGAGGUCUAUUGCCAACUUUAUUUCAAAUAACUCCACAUGCAGGAGUACAAUUUAUGACAUAUAAAUUAUUUAAUGAUAUGUAUUCACUUUUAUUUAAUCAAAAUGAAGUAACUUUAUCGAAUAGUGUUGUGUCAGGAAGUUUAGCAGGUCUCUGUGCUAAAACUGCUAUAUAUCCUUUAGAUUUAGUCAAAAAGAGAAUGCAAAUACAAGGUUUUGAAGAAGGUAGAGAGAUUUUUGGGAAAGUUUUUAAAUGUAAGGGCAUGGUAGAUGCUUUAGGUAAUGUUUAUAGAGAUGAAGGUGCAGCUGGUUUCUUUAAGGGGUUAUCACCUAGUUUAUUAAAAGCAUGUGUCUCAUCUGCUUUAUAUUUUGGAACAUAUGAGUUAUGCUGUGAUAUAAUAAAGUUAUUAAAAGGAAUUUAAAUUUCUAGUCAGGAUACCAAAUAAAGCGAUCUGAAAUAAUUCUAAGAUCUGUAUGGCAAAGUGCAAUAAAUGAGUUCGAAUAAUCAUUUGAAUAGUAAAAUUUACAAGCCCAGAUUUUUCAAAUAUAAUUGUAGGGUAUAUAAAAGUAUUGUAAAGUAUAGUAAAGUUUAAAUAGAUGAUGUGAAAAGUAGUGUUUGUGCUAAAUUAUUGUUUGAAUUUUUCCAUUUUAUAAUUGUUACUAAUAAUGAAAUUAAAUAAAUCGAAUAAAAGCAAAUCUAAAGCAAAAUUAUGUUCUCUAUGCAUUUCU
Messenger RNA from Diabrotica balteata, 1465 nucleotides. NCBI's taxonomy places the organism in Eukaryota, Metazoa, Arthropoda, Insecta, Coleoptera, Chrysomelidae. The record is from the annotation of a GenBank genome assembly.